CGAAGAACCAGAGAGAGAGAGAAAUGGAGGUGGAGAUAGUUCGUCACUUCGCCGGUGAAGAACAACCUCACUCUUUUCCGAUCUCGCCUGCGGUUGUCACCGUGGGAGACUUGAUGACCGCCUUGGAGAAGCAGCUCGGCCUCGACUCCCAUUUCUCCCUGGCUUUUGUUCACCGGAAGUCCCAUCCCCUCUCCGAGAUUGGGCUGGUCAGCGGGUCCACGAUCUCCGUCACCGACAGGAGCGCACGUCUUCUUUUGUCGUUGGACGAUCUGAACAAUGAGGAUGAUGGAUUUGUCGCCGUCCCGGAUGAGCCUGCUGCUCCGGCGGUGAGGACUCAAAUGCCUGUGGCGAAGCUUUCAGAGAAUGUGUCAUCUGAUGGUAUAAAAUGCUCUGAAUUGCUUUCCAGCACUACAAACUUAAAUAGGAUCCCAGAAGAUGUGUUCCCGGAGAAUAUUACAUGGUUUGAUGCAGCUAACAUGAUUGGAAAAGUGGAAUAUGAAAAGGAAGACUUGUAUAAGAAGAUUGUUGCCCCGAAAAUCAAAAUCAGGGUUCUGUUUGGAAACUUUUCGGUUGAAGUGAAGAAAUCUGAUGAUGCUAUUUCAACUAGAACCAACUGGGUUGCAGGCGCUGAUGUUUGUUUGGAUGCAUUUGACUCUAUAUAUGAUUUGAGGAAUGUUAUUGAAAAGGAAUCAGUGCUUCUGCCUCCUAUGUUCACAUUUUUCACCCUUUCUCAUACAAAGUUAGAUGAAAAUCUAACCUUGUAUGAGAAUGGAAUCAAGGAUGGAGAUGUUAUCCUGCUAUGCUCAGAGCGGGUGUGGAAAGUCAAGGUCUUUCUUUCAUUGGAGGGAGCAUCUCUUGAAGCAUCAGAUGUUAUCACUGUGAGCCCAAGCAGCACUGUAGGUCAGUUAAAGAAGAUGGUCCGAAAAUCCGUACUAGGGAGCUACCUAUCUGGGCUUGAGGACUUCAGUGCCAUAUGUGAGGGUGUGGUAUUGGAUGAGACAAGGUCGUUGGAGUGCCAGAUAGCAGAGGAGCAGGUUGUGCACAUAAGAGGAUGAUGAGGAACUUUCGUCUAAUCAAGCUAAACAAUGAUGACCUUUACAUGGUUGGAUGGGACACUGGCUUUUGUAUAUGCUUGACCAGUAGUAUGAGAAUAGCUAGAGUAAUGACAUGAUUUUUGUGGUACUUUGAGGCUCUCCUUUUGUCAUGGAUGGAGACAUGGAGUUGCAAUCCAUUGCCUUUUAACUUGCAGCCUGUACAGAGGCAUGAAGUGACUUGUUGUCUUGUUUCAGGAAGGGGACUGCCCUUCUGUUUUUGUUCAUUAUAUGCCCCUGAUGUUUUUAAAUGUGGUGUUUCAGGAAAUGUCCUUGUGUUUUUCUUCUGUUUUCUAGAUUUGAAUUUGGAGUCCUUGGUCAGAGAAAUCGUUGGAUACAUGGAUUUAGGCAUGAGUCCAACCCAAGAUGCUUAUCACUGAAACCAUAGCGAGCAUCUGGAUUAAGGGUUCAGAAUCUUCUACUCUAUUUCAUAGUUUGAAUAAGUUAAUUAAACUCGUACCCUACAACCUUGUCCAUCCCAAAACUCAGAAAAACCUUCAGAAAACAUGUAAAGAUCCGAGUUCCAUUGGAGAUUACUGGUGAACGGAAUUAGUUCAAUUUUGAUACUCGAUGCUUUUUUCUUCAGUGGUACGACGAUGUUGCCGUCAAAGUGGCCGUGGCUGUCAGCAUUA
This is a messenger RNA of Argentina anserina (silverweed cinquefoil), 1723 nucleotides long. RefSeq lists its product as uncharacterized. NCBI's taxonomy places the organism in Eukaryota, Viridiplantae, Streptophyta, Magnoliopsida, Rosales, Rosaceae. The transcript has 5 exons. The coding region runs from base 24 to 1055 and encodes 343 amino acids. The record is from RefSeq and is a predicted model, not a curated record.